AUGCGUCUUGAUAAUUUCGGUGGCACUUUAAAACUACGGAAACCAACAGAAGAGGUAUGACAUUCAUUAAAAACCUUUACCCCCCAAAUGGUCAUUUUUCAUAAAUUAAAAAAAUAUAAACAGGAAGUGGUGAUAAUAUUAAGUAUAGUUAUGUAAAGAAGAUAUUACAUAUAUUUCAUUGUUUCUAAUGUUUUCUUUCAUUAUGCUGAAGCAAAAAUAUUGGGAUUGUAUAAUAUGUAUACAGAUAUAUAUGUGCUGUUGUAAGAUGAUGAAAUUUCACUUCUUUUCUGCUCUUCCUCAUAUAGGACAUGUUACAAUUAGACCAACCCCAGAGUGAACUUGAAGAAAAAGCUAAGAUAUAUGGCAAAUCUGGAAGGAGCCUUACACCAUAUCAAGUGGCGGUUAAUAAUGCUGCCAUUGUUUUAGCAAAGGAAAACCCUGAUGUAGUAUUUGAUAAGGGUAGGUGUAAUAUUUGUAUAUAUCACAGGCAUGCAUUUCUAAAUAUGAAACUCAAAACUUGUAGAGAGUACAUUACUGUUUGUCUUGUAGUUGCAUUAUUGGUAUAGUGGGAUGGCAGUUUUUAUCAACUGCAACAUUUUUUCUUUCAAAUAUUAUACAAGGAAGCUUAUACUUACCCCCAAAGUUCACUUGGUCAGAUAAAUCAAAGUUGGCAAGUCCCAAAUUAAAUCUAGAGGGUUUUAGUGUAUAGUGCUGGUAUUACAAUGGGUACUAUUCCACACUAAGUUCUUUUUGUAAAUGAGAAGGUCAAAACCAUAAUUUAUAACCGGUGCUACCAAUUUAAAAAAUAGGGGCAAGUUUCCAUUGUGCAGGAAUGUGGGAAUUAUCUUAUAGUCAAGUUUGGUGGUUUAACUUCCCUAUUUAACCCUACAGGGAAGCUGCUUACAAUGGCUAGGGAUAAAGUUACCACCGAUGGCUACCUAUUUAAAAAAGGGCAUUCAAGAUCAAAACACAUGUCAAGUGAAUCUGACGAGCCUCCUUGUAAAAGAAAGAAAAUUGACGCAGAAGAGAGGGCACGUGAAAUAAAGCUGUUGCAAGAUAAUUUGGAGACAUUAGACAGUCGCCUUCGCGUAAAGCAGCAGCUUUUGGAUAACGCGCGCUCCCUUCAGAAUUACAAGCAGUGUGAUGAAAUACUUGGAGAAACGAUAAAAGUGAGGAAGGAAAAGGCAACUAUCCAGAAUCAAUUGCUAGAGUUGCAAAAACGAGAGAAUAAGUCUUCAUGGUACCACAAGAAAAAGCAGAAAAAACAACACAAGGAAACUAAUGUGAAACAAACAGAGGGGAAUCAGAAGCUUCCUUUCCUUUUCAGACGUAUGAGCAGCACGUCCAGCGAGAGUGAUACUAGCAUCAUUUCCACCUCAGAAUCUACUACAGAAUGUGAAAGUACAAGCCCCAGGAAAGAGUCUGAUGAUGCUGGUGAUUGUACUGCCGAAGAACCCGCUGGUAUUAGUAAGCAGGAUUUUCAGGAAACCCCUCCACAUCAGCAAACAAUGUGAGGGGGGUCAGAGAAGAACUUGUUGCUAUUUAUUAUCGGGAACAAAAACGUGAGUUGUCGAAAUGUGCGGCUGUUGGACAGGAUAUUUGUAUUUCUGUAUUUGAAGGGCUCUCUUUGGAGGAGUAUGUUGAUGUUCGUUCUUCAGUGUGCAGUACCACACACAAACAACCUUGUAAAAAUUGUUGUGGUUUGCUUCAGGUUGCAAAUGAAGUGCUACAGAAAGGUUUUUUGAAGUUAAGGUCAGCAUUUGAAAUGGCAUAUCCAGAUGCAACUUACAAAUCUUGGCAUGCUCGAAGGAGGAUGCUUCAAAUGCCAUUAGCAAGUCUAGGGAUUGGAAAUCGAAGCAGAGGUAGCUACUCCAUCUUCUUAGUGGAAAAACAAGAUCGAGUGAAGUAUCCAAUAAUACAAACGCUCUUAAACCAGUGGAUUAAAUGUGAAACAGCGGAGCCAUCGUUGCCGCUUAUCAAAGAAACUAUGAACAGUCUUCUUCAAAUUGCAGAGUCUGAUGCAGAGAGAAAACGCCUCAAGUAUGCCGUUGUUAGGGCAACUGGUUUAUCUAACACCAAGGCAAAAGAAAAGUAUGGGUUAAGUGAUAUUGGCACCACUUUAUCCCAAGUAGAGCAAACAUUGGAUGAAGUCUCAGCCAUCUAUGAAGCGAUUGAGAAAAUUGCUCAAGUAAAAGACAAAGUGUUGCUAAAAUCACUAGGUGUUCCAAUGGAGAUGGAAGGUGAAAGUUCUGAUGAAAGUGAAAGCGAUGAUGAUGACGGCGCUGGUGCUGAUGAUGAAGAUGGCCAUGGGUGUGGCAAUAAUGAUGGCGACAGUGAUGGUGGGGGUAAUGAUGUUGAUGGUGAUUGUGGAGGUGGUGGUGAAGGUGAUCAUGCAAUUUCCUCACAGGUUAGUAGUGGUGAUGUUGAAAGUGCACAGAACCUGACCUGCACGCAGGUUGAUGGUAGACAUCAGUUCCAAUUAACAGACGAACAAUACAAGCAUAUCAGUGAUACUGGCGAAUGCUAUAUGAACACCCACCAACUCCUUGACAUCCUUCGCAAGUGCAACUUAAACUGGUUGGAGUUCGUCUGUGCAUUAGAGGUGUUGAUGCCAAAUGCUGCAGAACAUGUUCUUGAACAAGUGCUACUCGACUUUGCAGGGCAAUUGCCCUUCCUUGACCUCAGUGAACAUGAUGAGCGCAUUAUAGAACAGUCCCGGCAGGUAUACCUUGAGGAGAAAAGGCGCCAAGAAAUGGAGAGUGAAAUCGCUGAUGGUAUGAUAGUGUCAGAUUCCGAUUCUGAUUGCGCUGAAGAGUGGCAACGUGUACGUGAUCCUCUUGAUGAAGCUGGACUGGAUAUUAUCAAGAAAAAGAGGGCAGCGAUCCGAAGAAAAGCAACAAGGGAAGUUAAAAAGCGUGUUGCAGAAAGGCGUUAUUUAAGAAGAAGGAAAAGCAAGAAAGUUGGGAGAAUACAAAGGGAACACCCUGACAUUGGCGAAACAAUUGAACAAUACGUUCAAAAGUGUGGUGUGGGUGCCGAUGCUUGGAGGCGAACCGGUGUGUUGACAUUUGAUGGCAACAAGUGUGUUGGGAGGAAAGUUACGUUUAAAAGAAUUCAGGAACAUCUGCAAGCCAAAUACAAAUCUUCUUUUAGUUAUGGAAGUGUUGUGCAGUUGUGUGUUGCCCGGAAUAAACGUCGCAAGUCUGCUGCUAGAUACAAAGGGUUGGCACAAGUCGUACAGAGACGUGCUAGAAAGGGGUUCAAGCUAAAAUACAAUCCCGAUGCUCAUUGGAGUUCUGCAUUGUAUGCAGGCUUCGAUAAGCUGCAGUACACUGAUGGAAACAACAUCAUGAACCUGGGCCGUGAUGAUCAGGCUGGCUUCAGGUUAGAUUCAAUGACCACCCAUAAGCAGCAUGGAACUCUGUGUUUGAAGAAUGAAGUCCCACUGACCACUCGAACAGACUAUGUGAAUCGAUAUCCCUCUGUCUUGCAGACAACAUCGUACAAUUUUCCUGCGACCGACACAACAGAAGAAAUAUGCGCUGGCUUUUGUUAA
Molecule: messenger RNA, 3556 nt
Organism: Porites lobata
Lineage: Eukaryota; Metazoa; Cnidaria; Anthozoa; Scleractinia; Poritidae
Source: the annotation of a GenBank genome assembly